Messenger RNA from Gossypium raimondii (Peruvian cotton), 1287 nucleotides. RefSeq lists its product as uncharacterized. Gene Ontology annotation, molecular function: protein binding. The record is from RefSeq and is a predicted model, not a curated record. The transcript has 11 exons. Lineage: Eukaryota; Viridiplantae; Streptophyta; Magnoliopsida; Malvales; Malvaceae. Bases 200 to 1156 code for a protein of 318 amino acids.
GAAAAAGAAAGUUCCAAACCCGAAGUUGCCAGGGCUUUCUAAGGCUUGGAAUAUGUAUGAAAUCCUUAUUCACCAUCCGAUCUCAUCGCAUUUCAAUCUUUUAACUUGUUGGGUUUUCUUUCAACAAUCCUUUAAACCUCAUUUUUCUUUCCCUUUUUUCAAAUCACAAUCUCAGCCUUUUUCUUGAAUCCUGUAAUCCAUGCAACCCCAACAAGCAGAAGUUCCGGUCAUGGAAGUAAAUAUGAACUUGUUGGGAAAACUUGAAUCGCUGGGGUUCCCACGGGCCAGAGCAGUUCGAGGACUUCAUUAUACAGGGAAUACUACAGUUGAGGAUGCUGUAAAUUGGCUCAUUGAUCAUGAGAAUGAUGCAGACAUCGACCAAAUGCCCUUGGUGGUAAUAAACUUGGAUGUAGAGUCCCCUCAGCCAAAUGAUAUCACAGAAGCAAUAAAACUCAAAGAACAGGAACUAAGGGAUCGAGUUUGCAUGAAGAACCGGGACGAAGAAAAGAAACUCGAACGAGAAAGGGAGAAGGAAAGAAUUCGAGCAGGCAAAGCACUACUUGAAGCAAAGAGAAUUGCAGAAGAAAAUGAACGAAAACGCCUUUUAGCCUUACGAAAAGCCGAGGAGGAGGAAGAGAAAAGAGCAAGGGAGAAAGUGCUUAAGAAAUUAGAUUUGGAUAAGUUAGAGCGAAAGCAAGCACUUGGAUUGCCACUUGAAAACCGAGCAGCGAAACCGCCUCUACCUAGUAUACAAGAAGAAAAGAGUUCCUUGCCUGUUAAGUCUAUUACAAAGGCUGACCAUAUGAGAGAAUGUCUAAGAUCUCUGAAGCUGGCUUACAAGGAUGACAAUGCUAAAGUUAAGAAAGCAUUCCAAACACUGCUGAUUUACGUCGGAAAUGUUGCGAGGAGUCCCGAUGAAGAAAAGUUCAGGAAGAUCCGACUUAGCAACCCGAAAUUCCAGGAAAGAGUUGGGAGCUUGAAAGGAGGGAUCAAGUUUCUCGAGCUUUGCGGAUUCGAGAGAAGUGAAGGGGACGAGUUCUUGGUUUUCCCUCGUGACAAAGUCGAUGUGCAAUCGCUUAACACGGCUGGUUCUAUGUUAAAAUCUGCAUUGACAAAUCCAUACUUCGGUCUUCUUGAAAAGAUGAAAGAAGAUUAGAGUUGUAAAUAAUGUAUAAGGUUUACAGUGAUAAUUUGGCUGAAUGUGUAGCCAAAUAAUAAUAAUAAUCCUCUCGACAAAUAAACAUUUAGCUCGUCCCAAUAAAUAUCUUGAAAAUUUCUUUUAAAAAA